UGGAAUGGAGAAAAGUAACCAGUCCAGUGUCUCUGAAUUCCUCCUCUUGGGUCUUUCUGAGAAGCCAGAGGAGCAACCUCUCCUAUUUGGCAUCUUCCUGGGGAUGUACCUGGUCACUGUGUUAGGGAACCUUAUCAUCAUCUUGGCCAUCAGCUUUGACUCACACCUCCACACCCCCAUGUACUUUUUCCUGGCCAAUCUCUCUUUUGCUGAUGCUUGCUAUUCUUCCACCACAGUCCCUAAGAUGUUGGUGAACAUCCAGACACAGAGUCAGACCAUACCAUUUGGAGGCUGUUUAGCUCAGAUGCAUUUUUUCAUGAUGUUUGGGGCACUGGAUGACUUCCUCUUGGGGGUGUUGGCCUAUGACCGCUAUGUGGCCAUCUGCAAGCCUCUUCACUACCCCACACUCAUGAGUCCUUUUAUGUGCAUGCUCCUUCUCACAGUAUGCUGGAUUCUCACCAACCUUGCUGCCCUCUUACACACCCUGCUCAUGGCAAAGCUUUCUUUCUGUGUAGGCAACACCAUUCAUCACUUCUUCUGUGACGUGGUCCCUUUGCUACAGCUCUCCUGCUCAGACACAAGCACCAACCAGGCAGCCCUGUUCACUGUGGGCUCCAUCAUACUCACUGGUCCUCUCUCCCUGAUCAUUUUGUCAUAUAUAAACAUCAUCUCCAGCAUCCUCAGGGUCCCAUCUGCCUCUGGCAGGCAAAAGGCCUUCUCCACCUGUGGAUCCCAUCUCACUGUUGUCUUCUUGUUCUAUGGUGCAGCAAUUGGUGUCUAUCUGUGGCCCCCUUCCUCACAAUCAGAGGGUAAAGACAGGGUUGCAGCUAUAUUUUACACAGUGGUGACCCUCAUGCUGAACCCCUUCAUUUACAGCUUCAGAAACAAGGAUAUGAAGACAGCACUGAGAAAGCUUUUGGCUUGAAUGCACUUUUCUCCCAGAGACUCUAACCUUAUGUCCAUAUUUGGAAAUUAUUCCACAGAAGGCCCACAUGCUCAGGAAAAAAUAUCCCUCUCUCCCACCCCCAUGCUUAGCUAUUAGGGAAUAAUUCCUCCCAAAACAGCCCCUUAUGCUCAAAUUGGAAUCUGCAUCUGCUUAAUGUAACUCUGUAAUAACUUCAUGGAGGACUUGUAUUGCAUAUAAUUUUUGCACUUAUUUCUCUGCUGUCUUUAGGGAGAUCUCAACCUUUCUAGGGCAAGAUCAGUAAAAAAUUAUUUGUAGAUGUUCUGAUAAACAUGUGAAUGAUUUUAAAAGAUACCAUUUAGUGAGCAUUUAUUUAUCGUUACCCUUUGCCAGUCACUGUGUCAGGCGUGGGAGAUACUGAGAUAAGGAAGCCUCUGUUCUUUAGGAGCUCUCUUUCUAUUGCAGCGUGUAGUUGUGCACAUACACAAGUAACCAUAAAAUAGAUGUGGUAGUGAUGGUUUUACCAUAUAAAUGAAUAUUCAUUUCAUUCCAUGUAUUUAGCUGGUUAUGUGUAUUAUCUAAUUUGGUCCCCCCUCCCUGGCAACGCUUUUGAGUUGGGAACUAUGGUUAUCACAUUUUUGAGAU
Cebus imitator (Panamanian white-faced capuchin) is the source of this 1549-nucleotide messenger RNA. RefSeq names its product olfactory receptor 1N2-like. Bases 5 to 925 code for a protein of 306 amino acids. Lineage: Eukaryota; Metazoa; Chordata; Mammalia; Primates; Cebidae. Gene Ontology annotation, biological process: G protein-coupled receptor signaling pathway. The transcript has a single exon. Gene Ontology annotation, molecular function: G protein-coupled receptor activity; olfactory receptor activity. Gene Ontology annotation, cellular component: membrane. The record is from RefSeq and is a predicted model, not a curated record.